UAAAUCUAAACAUUCUAAUUCUCCCAAAUUAAACAACUAAACAUGAAUUUCGAUAAAGUGUUUAUUUUUGUCGCCUUAACCUUGACUGUUUUUGCUGGUCAAAGUCAAGCGGGUUGGUUGAAAGAUAUUGGCAAGAAAAUUGUAGAACGUGUUGGUCAACAUACUCGUGAUGUUUUCAUGCAAGCAAUUGAUAUUGCUCAGCAGGCUGCUAAUGUUGCUGCCACUGCUAGAGGUUAAAGCUAUAUUUAAUUAACUGCUAAUUAAUUAUAUUUAAUUAAGUGAACUUGUUUAUUAUUAGAACUAUGUUUAAUGGAAAAUAGUCUCCCUAACUAGUCUAUACUAAAGUCGUAUAGAAUAACUAUAUUCCAUGCUAUAGAGCAGACAAUACAAUAUACAAAGUCUGGUCUAUAUAUUAGACAAAAGUCCAGACUAUAAAAUGGACUAUUGUCUAAACUAUAGAAUAGACUGUGGUCCAGACUAUAACUAGUCCCGAUUUUACUAUAGUCCUGUAUAGGCUAGACUAUAGUUAAAACUAUAGUCCAAACUAUAGUGUAUAUUAUGUAUAGUCUAGACUAGAGAAUACAGUGCAUACUAUAGAAUAUAACAUAAAUCAGUCUAUAAACUAGUUUAGACUAUAAAAUAGACUCAUUUCUAGACUAUAGACUACACAAUAAAAAAUAAUAUACUAGACUAUUAGGUAUUCAAUAAUAUGGACCAUAGCUCAAAUUAUAGAGUGGACUCUAGUCCAGAAUAGUCUUUAGUCUAGACUAUAGAAUUGACUAUAAUUAACACUAUAUAGAACAGACUAUAAACCAGACUAACAUCACUAUUGUCGAGAUAAUAGAACAGACUUCACUCCAGACUAUAGAGUAUAAUAUAUUCUAUAGUCUAUUUUAAAAACUAUAAAAUAGAUAAUAUUUCCGACUUUAGAAAAUACUAUUGUCUACACUGUAGAGUGACAUUAGUCCAGACCAUAAAAUAAUACUGCAAAUUUAAAAUUAUCGACUACAAAAAUUUUUAACUAAAAGACUAACAUUUAGUUACAAAUUUUUAGUCAGUAGACAAAUUUGGGGAUUUUCUUUUAAAUUUCUUUCGAAAAUUUACAUUAAUUACAACCUAAAAAAUCACUUUAAAAAAUUGUAAAUUCCAAUUGUAAGAUUUUGUUUAUAUUUUUAAAAUACAGUUUAACUUGGCUAAACAGAAUGUCAUUGUUAAAUUUUAAAAAAUUUGUGUACAUAUAACUUAAAACAAUAAACAAUUUAAA
Messenger RNA from Lucilia cuprina (Australian sheep blowfly), 1264 nucleotides. RefSeq names its product sarcotoxin-1B-like. The transcript has 2 exons. Gene Ontology annotation, cellular component: extracellular region. Lineage: Eukaryota; Metazoa; Arthropoda; Insecta; Diptera; Calliphoridae. Gene Ontology annotation, biological process: defense response to Gram-positive bacterium; defense response to Gram-negative bacterium; antibacterial humoral response. The coding region runs from base 43 to 237 and encodes 64 amino acids. The record is from RefSeq and is a predicted model, not a curated record.